AUGUAUGAUUAUAUCAAAUUAGUUGAAAAGAGCCGGCUAGUGCACUACGAAGGAGACCAGUCGGCCCAGACCGCGGAUUUCCUCAGCAGGAUGUAUGCGCCUGUCGACUACUGCAUCGACUUUGCGAAACAGGCAGGUUGGUCGAAACCUCUGGUGCUCUACGAGUAUAUUUAUGCAAUGGUAAACGUGCCGGGCGCAAUAAAGGAAUACAUCGAUGUCUUUUACGAGUAUCUGGUACUCAUGGGUGGGUUCUGCUGGGAAUGGGCUAACCAUAAUAAAGAAGGCGAAGAGUAUAUCGCGUACGGCGGCGACUUCGGGGACGACCCUAACGAUGGCAAUUUUGUCAUGGACGGACUUUGCUUUUCCGAUCAAACCCCGACUCCCAGCCUUGUAGAGUACAAGAAUGCUAUCGAGCCUAUGCAGACCUUGAGCAUCGACGGCCGGAAGGUCACGAUCAUCUAUCUCUAUGACUUCAUCAGUCUUUACCAUCUUAGAUGCCACUGGUCGAUCGUUGCCAACAGCUGGAAGGAGUUGUACGUGGACUGGCAAACCCGCCGCUUGCACCAGGCGAAGAGCCACGCCAUCGGAGUGACGUGGGAGGUUAAGGGGGGCAUCGUCGAGAUCGUGAGCAAGGGCCGAGUCGAGCCUCCGGUCCUAAACUGGUCCGUAGACACGCAGACGACGUUUCGCCUGGGCGGUAUGGCCAUACACGUGCGCGUGCCGGCGACACCGAGAGGGCCCCUCCUGCCGAAGUCGUUCGUUCGCCCGUUUUGGUUUCUCCCUGGUGCUUGCGGGUUGCGAGCGUGUGCGGUGGUUCGGCCGGGGACCUGGCGAGAGCUACCGGGACAAGAAGCUGAGCCAGGCGUUUGGCAAUUGGGAGGCCGCGCCGGCUUUGCGGGCCUGGAUGGCGCCGGCUUCCAGGCAUUGCGAUGCUCCACCGCGGAUCUGGACGAGAGCGCGCACCCGUACGAGCUGCGCAGGCGCAAUCGGGACGAUACCGUUGCUCAUCUCGACUGGUUUUACCACGGGCUUGGUACCGGGUCCUGCGGGCCCGCAACCUUGCCACAGUAUCAGUUGAGGACGGACGGAGAAUUUGAUGUCGAGAUGGUCCUUGAGUAUGGCGCGUGGGCGGGAAAACGGGCUUGA
This is a messenger RNA of Phialemonium atrogriseum, 1146 nucleotides long. Its product is annotated as glycosyl hydrolases family 2, TIM barrel domain-containing protein. The record is from RefSeq and is a predicted model, not a curated record. The transcript is spliced from 3 exons. Gene Ontology annotation, cellular component: beta-galactosidase complex. Gene Ontology annotation, biological process: lactose catabolic process. Bases 1 to 1146 code for a protein of 381 amino acids. Lineage: Eukaryota; Fungi; Ascomycota; Sordariomycetes; Cephalothecales; Cephalothecaceae. Gene Ontology annotation, molecular function: carbohydrate binding; beta-galactosidase activity.